GUCCUCCCGGCAGGGUUUUGUCUUCUCUCAGUUCGGCCUCAGGCACUCAGGAUUUCCCGGUCGCACACUAUUGUGGAGGAGGCUGGAAAGUGGUGCUCCCUGCCUCAGAGCCCAUGGUCGGAGCCCCCGGUGGUGCUCACAGCUCCCGUGGGUUGAAGCUCGGAGUCGCCACCCGAACACACGCCAGGGCCGGGACAGGGACCGCCAUUCCUGCAGCGGCUUCUACUCCCGCCCCGCUCAGCCCACAGAGGGCAAUGGCGGCGCCCCCGUUGAGGAGACGGGUUGAGGUUGGGGUGACCUUUGAGGACAUUGCCCUGUACUUCUCCAGGGAGGAAUGGAGCCUCCUUGAUGAGGGUCAGAGACAGCUGUACCUGAAUGUGAUGCGGGAGAACUUUGAACUUCUAUCCUCGCUGGGUUGCUGCUGUGGAGCAGAUAUUUUGGAGGCAGUGACUGAAGAGAACGUUUUUGUAGGAAUGUCAAAGGCAAGGAAUCCCAAGUUAACCUUGUCUUCCCAGAAGAGUCACCCCUGUGAGAGUUGUGGACUAGUCUUGGGAAAUAUUUUCCACGUGAUGGAGGGGCAGGGAACACAACACGGACAGAUACUGUUGAGGUGUGGGGCAUGUUCACAAGGAUUUUAUUUCAGUGCACAAUUACACCAGCAGCAUAUGAGAGACACUUUCAUUAGAGGUGUGGACAGGAUCUCACUUGCAAACAGCUGCAAUUUCAAUGUGUCCCAGAAUCGUUUCACAUGCGGGGAGGUUGGGCAGGGUGUCCUUACCAAGACAGGACAUCUCCACCUAAAGGCUACUCAGACCAGGAUCAGUCCAAAUGCUAUUCCGACAUGUGGGAUGAUGUUUCAAAGGAGAAGAAAUUAUUACACCAGAAAAGAAUGUAAGACAGACAUUAGUUGCAACCACAUGUUUUUUCAGGAAAAGGAUGUCCAUGCAGGAAGUCAGUGCUUUGUGUGUUCUGAAUGUGGGAAAGGUUUUACCAGUAGAAAUGGCCUCCGUUAUCAUCUGAGAGUUCACAGUGGAGAAAGGCCUUAUGAAUGCAAUGAUUGUGGGAAAUCUUUUCCCAGAAGCACUGACCUUCGUCGUCAUCAGAGAGUUCACCCUGGAGAAAGGCCAUAUCAGUGCAGUGAAUGUGGCAAAGCUUUUAGCAGUAGUAAUAGCCUAGGUGAUCAUGCAGUUUUGCACACUGGACAGAGGCCUCAUAAGUGUAGUGAAUGUGGGAAAGCUUUUACCAGUAGCAAUGGCCUCCAAUAUCAUCAGAGAGUUCAUACUGGAGAAAGGCCUUAUGAGUGCAGUGAAUGUGGGAAAUCUUUUACCAAGAGCACUGCACUUCGUCGUCAUCAGAGAGUUCACACAGGAGAAAAGCCUUAUCAGUGCAGUGAAUGUGGGAAAUCUUUUAAAAGUAGCAGUGGUCUGCAAUAUCAUCAGAGACGUCACACUGGAGAAAAGCUUUAUGAAUGCAGUGAAUGUGGAAAAUCUUUUCCCAGAAAGACUAACCUUCGUCGUCAUCAGAGAGUUCAUUCAGGAGAAAUGCCUUAUAAAUGCAUUGAAUGUGGGAAAUGUUUUAAAAGUAGAAUAGGUUUCCAAUAUCAUCAGAGAAAUCAUACUAGAGAAAGGCCUUAUCAAUGCAGUGAAUGUCAAAAAUCUUUUACCAGUAAGCACAAUCUUCAUUGUCAUAAGAAAGUCCAUAUGCGAGAAAAGCCUUAUCAAUGCAGUGAAUGUGGGAAAUCUUUUAAAAGUAGCAGUGGUCUGCAAUAUAUCAGAGACGUCACACUGGAGAAAAGCUUUAUGAAUGCAGUGAAUGUGGAAAAUCUUUUCCCAGAAAGACUAACCUUCGUCGUCAUCAGAGAGUUCAUUCAGGAGAAAUGCCUUAUAAAUGCAUUGAAUGUGGGAAAUGUUUUAAAAGUAGAAUAGGUUUCCAAUAUCAUCAGAGAAAUCAUACUAGAGAAAGGCCUUAUCAAUGCAGUGAAUGUCAAAAAUCUUUUACCAGUAAGCACA
Myotis davidii is the source of this 2009-nucleotide messenger RNA. Its product is annotated as zinc finger protein 211-like. Gene Ontology annotation, molecular function: RNA polymerase II cis-regulatory region sequence-specific DNA binding; DNA-binding transcription factor activity. Gene Ontology annotation, biological process: regulation of transcription by RNA polymerase II. The record is from RefSeq and is a predicted model, not a curated record. NCBI's taxonomy places the organism in Eukaryota, Metazoa, Chordata, Mammalia, Chiroptera, Vespertilionidae.